GACAUCAACAAGAGAGAGCGGGUGAGUGAUACAGAUACACGGCUGCAUUUUCACAAUAGUCGCAUCGUAACGACGCUGCCGCUGCUGCACGGACAACAAGCACUUUGACGCAGCUUUACAACACCUGCAACAAAGAUGUUUGGCUUUCACAAGCCGAAAAUGUACAGGAGCUUGGACGGCUGCUGCAUCUGCCGCGCAAAGUCGUCGAGCUCCCGCUUCACGGACAGUAAGCGCUACGAGAAAGAGUUCAGGAGCUGUUUUGGACUGAGUGAAACGCGAUCUGGAGAAAUCUGUAACGCCUGUGUGCUGCUGGUGAAACGAUGGAAAAAGCUGCCUGUGGGAACCAAGAAGAACUGGAACCAUGUGGUUGAUGCACGGGGUGGUCCCAGCUUAAAGAUAACUUCCAGGCCCAAGAAAAUAAAGUCCAUCUCAAAGAAAGCACGGCCCAGUCAGAUCAGUCGGCUGCAAAAGGAGCUCAAAAGAAACAAUUCCGAUGCUCACAGCACCACCUCCAGCGCCUCUCCAGCUCAGUCCCCCAGCUACAGUAACCUGUCAGAUGACGGCUCCGAUGCCGAACUCAGCCCGGGUUCCAGCCGCUCCCCAGUUUUCUCCUUCCUGGACCUCACCUACUGGAAGAGGCAAAAAGUCUGCUGUGGAAUAAUCUACAAGGGGCGCUUUGGGGAGGUGCUCAUCGAUCCCCAUUUGUUCAAACCAUGCUGCCGCAAAAAACAGCGACAGCAGCAGCAACAACAACAAGAGGAGGAGGAGGAAGACGAGGAGGAGGACGAUGAUGAGGAGGAAGUGGAGGUAGAAGAAGGCCAGGCGGUAAUGGAGGUCAGCGAGCAAAACCCCCAGAUGGAAGAGGAAGUGAAGGAGAUUGCAACAUGUGAGGAAAAUGUGGAGCCCGUGCAGCUAUGUGUCACCAUGACAACACCUCCAUCCAGGAGUGCGGUGGUGGCCGAGGAAGGGUGGUAAAGUGAAAAGCCUUUCCUUGUACACAUCUCUGAAGAAAUCUUGGGGUGCUGUGUUUUCUCUUUGAGCACUUACAGGAAGAAGUCGCCUCAGAUUGCCUUCAGUCACAAAGCAGCUGAAAUCCUUUGGUCUUCUCCAUAAUAUUGUUGGAGGUUUGUUUAUCAUGUUUGAACAGUAACUUAUGGACUAUUGUGUUUCCACUUUGUCUCUCUCUUUUAUUUUUAUUUGUAUUUAAUAUUCUUACCAUGCUGAAGAUGGACCAUCAUCUGUGUUGUUGUUUUUGAUCGACUCGUACUUUAGAUAAAUGCUGAGGCUCUAGUUCGCUGGUGCGCGCAAGAGAUUUUAUUCCAAAACGCAAUAAAUCCACUCACUUGCAGGAAAAAGGUGCUACUUGAAAUUCAUCGCUCAACAUUUCAAACAUACAGCUGGACUCGCUCUCACUGUGGAUAUUUUCUAAGUGUAAGAUGACUAAUAUGAUAUGAUAAUACGAUAGUUUUGCUUUCUUUUGAAUGGUGGAUAUCUCGUUUUGGAAUCAAUGACACUUGACCUCGACCAAGCUCACGCCUGUACAGUAAUCCUUGUUUUAGUCUCUUUUCACUUUGACAUCCAAUCCUAUCAAUAUGUUUGUGUUUGUAGUCUGGAUUAGCGCCCCUGUGGGGAAAUGUGUGUGUAGUCCCAUUUAAAUAAGGCCUAUUCACAGCUUCAACAGCAAAUACACCAGCCUUAAUUGUGUGUUACAGACAGUGCUAGUGUUCAUUCUGGAUUGGUAUCAAGGAACAAAAAGGGACAGUAGAUGUAUUUAUCUCGGCCUGAGCAACACAGUGCAUUUUGCAUGAAUGGCAAACCACUCGUCCAAAAGACCUAAUGAUCUGAUGCAUGAGUCUCCUAAAAAUUGCAUGGCCUUAAAUAGACUGUAAAUCUUACUUUUAUUUUUUGGAUCCAUUUCUCUGAGGUUUUAACUUAUUUUUAUAGGUAAAAAAAAAAAAAAAGAAAGAAAAAGAAAAAAUAGAAAGUGUCUUUGCAUAAUAAUAAUAAUAAUAAUAAUAAUACACACAAUACAACAGCAAACACAAUCGGUCUAUAGUCACUCAGCAAUAUCAAUCACAGUGUUUUCUCUCAUUCCCGGUCAGUAUAUGGUUAAAGACUUUAUACACGCUGAAAUUCUAUGCCAUUGCCUCUUAUAUACCACAAAUGUGUUGUGAUAUAUAGCCUAAUAUUACUUUAUUUAUCUAAUGAAAGCCAAAGCACAUUGAAAUUCACCCAAUGUCAAAUCAAUGCAGGUUUUCUAUGGACACUUGUGCUUGUCCGAUGUCAUUUGUAUGUAUGUUUAUGGUAUUAUAAAAACCGAACACUAAUAUGAAAUUUCAUACAUGUGAUGUUGUAGUUGGGAGCAGAGGGUGUGUUCUGUACAUAGGGGGUGGGUGAGCCAUAUGGUUCUUACAUGGGUUCCAUUAUUUAUUUAUUUCAUAUUUAUUUGUAUCACUGCGCCACCGCUUGGAGGUGUGUACUCCUUUGAACUCUUCUCAUCUUUAGCUUAUGCGUAGCAUGGUGGGUUUUUUUUGUACAACUGAAAUUGAACGUAAUUCUCAAGCGGGCUUUCUUUAAAGUUGCUUUGAAUUACCAGCUGUCAAUAUUUGUGAAAUGAUGUUAAGUAUUUAUUUACUCAUCAGUUGAGUUGCGUGCAGCCUAACUUAUUCUGUGUCACCAUUUUGGAUCUGUAUCUAGACUGAAAAUAAUGAUAGAUUGCUACCAGACUGUACUUUGCCCUUGUUUAGCCUGUAGCUUCAAAAUGUUUAAGGACAGUAGGAUACCUAACUGUAGACUUGCAUGUACUGUUGCUAUGCAUUUCCUUAGCUUACUAGUUAGACAAAGCAGUUUUGUAUUUUUUAUACACCAUGUACUUUUUUUACUUGUCCCUUAAUAAAAGCAAUUUUGUGAGUUUUCUGAAA
This is a messenger RNA of Solea solea (common sole), 2921 nucleotides long. RefSeq names its product SIN3-HDAC complex associated factor (gene sinhcaf). The transcript is spliced from 6 exons. The coding region runs from base 136 to 975 and encodes 279 amino acids. The record is from RefSeq and is a predicted model, not a curated record. Gene Ontology annotation, biological process: negative regulation of cell migration. NCBI's taxonomy places the organism in Eukaryota, Metazoa, Chordata, Actinopteri, Pleuronectiformes, Soleidae.